Molecule: messenger RNA, 936 nt
Organism: Eimeria maxima
Lineage: Eukaryota; Apicomplexa; Conoidasida; Eucoccidiorida; Eimeriidae
Product: ribosomal protein L5, putative
Exons: 5
Coding region: 1-936 (311 amino acids)
Biological process (GO): translation; ribosomal large subunit assembly
Cellular component (GO): ribosome; cytosolic large ribosomal subunit
Molecular function (GO): structural constituent of ribosome; 5S rRNA binding
Source: RefSeq, a predicted model, not a curated record
AUGGCAUUCGUCAAGGCAAUAAAGAACAAAGCCUACUUCAAGCGCUUCCAGGUCAAGUACCGCCGGCGCAGAGAGGGGAAGACGGACUAUGCUGCGCGGAGGCGUUUGACACUUCAGGAUAAGAACAAGUACAAUGCCCCUAAGUAUCGCUUCGUUGUGCGCGUGACCAACACGCGUGUGCUCUGCCAAGUGAUGUACGCCACGAUGCAAGGGGACCGGCUAGUAUGCAGCGCAGAUUCUAAGGAGCUUACUCGCUACGGGAUUAAGGUUGGACUGACCAACUACUCGGCGGCAUAUGCAACUGGUUUACUUCUUGCUCGGAGGCUUCUGAAGCAGAAGGGAUUGGCCGAUGAAUUCGUUGGUGUUGAAAAGCCCAACGGCGAGGAGUUCCACAUUGAGGAGACGUCCGAGGAGCGUCGCCCCUUCAAAUGCGUGCUGGAUGUAGGGAUUGUUUCUACUACCGUUGGUAAUCGGGUUUUCGGUGCCAUGAAAGGGGCCUGUGACGGCGGUCUUCACAUCCCCCACAGCAACAAACGAUUCCCUGGCUUCACCAAAGGUGAGGACGGCGCUGAGGACUCAUACAAUCCUGAAGUCCACCGCUCGCGGAUUUACGGGCUUCAUGUCGCCGAGUAUAUGCGCACCCUCAAGGAGGAGGACCCAGAACGAUAUCAAUCUCAAUUCUCUGCAUACAUCCGCAAUAAAGUAGACGCCGAUAGCAUUGAGAAGAUGUACCAGGAAGCGUUCCAAAAGAUCCGCGCCAACCCAGAUCCCGUAAAGAAGGAGGCAAGGGAAGUCAAGAGAGUUCGCCAGGGAGCCAUGAUCAAAACUGCAAAGUCGCAGUACGUGCGCAACGUCAAGCUUGACAAGGAAACAAGAAAGGCGCGCGUAUUGAAGAAGAUCCAAAUGGUGGCAGAGAAGAUGGCAGAGGAUGAAUGA